Messenger RNA from Gloeophyllum trabeum ATCC 11539, 1281 nucleotides. Its product is annotated as kinase-like protein. Gene Ontology annotation, molecular function: ATP binding; protein kinase activity. Lineage: Eukaryota; Fungi; Basidiomycota; Agaricomycetes; Gloeophyllales; Gloeophyllaceae. Gene Ontology annotation, biological process: protein phosphorylation. The transcript is spliced from 9 exons. The coding region runs from base 1 to 1281 and encodes 426 amino acids. The record is from RefSeq and is a predicted model, not a curated record.
AUGAGUCGAUUUACACUUCCCCCUGCUGCUAACUGUGCUGCUAAGAGAUAUUUCGAUGUCAUCCACCAAAAUAUGCGAGCUCGUUACGAGGGAGAGAAAUGGAGGCAACAGGGCAAAAGAAUGAUAUCCGACGACGAAUGGGAACAGUUGGAAAAACUCUACAAAGAGCUGAAUGAAUGGCGGGAAAGAGUGCAGAAAGACUCGAGUACCUGGUUGGGAUCACUCAGAGCACUGCCCGAUAUCCGCCGCCUUGCAAAGCGGUCCAAGACAUAUGUCACAGACGUUCGGCGAUCGUACGACAAAUUGAUCCUUCAGAACGACGACAAAGAACGGAAUAUCCUUGAUGACGAUCAUUGCGAAAGACAUGGCGCUGUGGAAUCGGCACUGGUCGAUCGGUAUAAAGAGGAAGAGAUCAAUACGCUGAUCGUGGAUAUGCCAGAUGAAUGCAUCCAGCUCUCUUACACGAUACUAGACAAAUCGGCAGGGCUUGUCUUCGGUGAAGGUGCAAGCUCAAUACUAGGGACGGAGUUACAAGCGCUACUGACUUGGCCCAAGUUAACGGAGGUUAUAUUACAGCUACCGAAAUUGCUCCUGACAAUGCCGGAGCGCACCGCGGAAGACACUUUGCUCAGGAUGAAAUGUGCAAAAGCUGUAAGGAAAGUUGUCAAGGUCACCGGAGUGAUUCCCCUGUCCCUCCUUGUAAAAAGCCCAGUGUCGAAGGCCAGCCUCCCUGUUAGCCGCGGUGGAUUUGGUUUGGUCUUUACGGGGACGCUCGAAGACGGACGGACUGUUGCAGUGAAGGUUCUACACUUCGACAGUGCAACAUGUCCAGAGGAGCGGGACAAGAAGCUCACGCAACUGUAUCGUGAGGCCAUUAUAUGGUGGCACUUGCGCCAUCGCAAUAUCCAUCGCCUUCUCGGGGUGUGUCUUGACCAGCUCGAGCGUAUCGCAGACGCUCUCUGCUAUUUGCACGAAAGUUAUGAUCCCCCGCUAGUUCACAAGGAUAUCAAAGGAGAGAACAUCCUUGUGGAUGACGAGGGCGAACCUUGUCUUACCGACUUCGGUAUAAGCACAUAUUUCCAGUCUUUCACCAUCAGCGGAGAGAAUGGCAACACUGGCACGAUCGCUUAUAUGGCCCCCGAGAUCCUCACGUUGAGGAGCAGGCUUUGCGACAAUGAGGACGAAAUGAAUCAACAGAUCCGGACGGCCAUAACUCCGGCGUAUGACAUAAACGCUUUUGCUUGCCUGUAUACUCUGAGAAGAAAUUGUGGCAAGGGGUAG